This is a messenger RNA of Colletotrichum acutatum, 1219 nucleotides long. RefSeq names its product myb-like DNA-binding domain-containing protein. NCBI's taxonomy places the organism in Eukaryota, Fungi, Ascomycota, Sordariomycetes, Glomerellales, Glomerellaceae. The record is from RefSeq and is a predicted model, not a curated record. Gene Ontology annotation, biological process: mitotic cell cycle; positive regulation of transcription by RNA polymerase II. Bases 220 to 1116 code for a protein of 298 amino acids. The transcript has a single exon.
ACGCUCAUCCAAGACCUCACUCAGCCUCUUCACUCCCAUCAUCAACUUGCCAUUAGCCUUCAACUACCACUUUACAAUCAUAUCUCUUCUGCUCUCAUAUACAUACAUACACACACACACACAGAUACAUCGUCGUCGGACUCCCUUGUGUUCUGCCGAUACCGAUACUCUCAAAUCAACACUUCAACCACUACCUCGCAAAACCUCCCACAGCCAAAGAUGUCUCUCGCUUCACAAAGGAGAGGGCCUUGGUCCCAACAGGAAGACGCCUAUCUCAUGCAGCUUGUCAACGACCAGGGCCCAUUGAACUGGGUGCGGAUUGCCCAAGCCCUGGGAACAAGGACACCGAAGCAAUGCAGAGAACGAUUCCACCAAAACUUGAAGCCCACCUUGAACCACGAGCCCAUCACUCCCGAGGAGGGUGCCCAAAUCGAGAUUCUCGUCAACGAGAUCGGUAAGCGGUGGGCAGAGAUCGCAAGACGGCUGCACGGCCGCAGCGACAAUGCCGUCAAGAACUGGUGGAAUGGAAGCCAGAACCGCAGAAAGCGUCACGAUCGUCGCAGGGCCAACCAGGGCAGCGGCUACGACGACCGCAGAUAUGGUCACUCUGGUUUCCGACCCACUCUCACCAUCAACUCUCAUGCCGCUUCCUACUCCCACACAAGACACGGCAUGUCAUCGCCUGUUUCUCCCGCCUUCUACACUCACAGCCACCCUUACUAUCAACUCGAGUCGCCGCUUCCGUCGCCCAACUCUACCUCUUCGCCCGGCAGUGAUGGUCUCGACGGAGAGACCUCCACGAUGUCCGAUGUCGCCUCAAGCUACACCACUUCCCCCCAAUGCCUGUCGCGCGGUACAUCGCCAUCCGUCCAACUGGCCCCGCUCCGCAUGGACGAGAGCUCUGCCCCUCGCUCGCUGCCUUCAUUCGGCAGUCUCCUCAAUGCCCCAAACGACAGAAAAGAAGCCGGUCACAUGCGCCUGCCCUCCCUUCCAUCGCACCUCCUCACAGCACCCAAUUCUCCAGUGAGGAGCACAGUUCAACAAGCUCUGCCGCCGCCCUCUCCUUCAGCUGCGGAUAAGGACUCUAGAAUGGAUGUUUCCGCGCUUCUGGGUUGAGCAAACGACGUGUUCGACAUUUGCUUUUGUCUACGUUGAGGUAUACAAUCCUCAUGUAUGCCAUAAUGUACCACUAAAGAGUACAUGGGUUCUGAAAGUGUAU